AUGACUAUGAACGACGACAAUAAUAACGUGAGUUUCAAAAACGCCAAAAUAGAAGAUUCAAAUGAAAUAAAUAAGGUCACAAGCACAAUGAAAGAUAUUACCGCCGAUGACGCUUUUGUCCCCAUGUGUCAAUUAUCAUUAAGAUUAUUAGACGGUAAAAGUGUUAAACAUGACUUUAAAUCCACUGACAACUUGGAAAUCGUCAGAGACUGGUUGAAUGAAAAUUAUGAUAUUUUACCUCAACCUAGUAUGCCAUCUUUUGCGAAAGAUCAUUCCUUCCCUUCCGAUUACACUUUUCAAAGUCCUUCUUUCCCCAGAAUAACUUAUUCAAAAAAGCAAGAACAUGAAACCCUCGAACAGUUGGAGUUGUUACCUCGUUCGGUAUUGACUUUAAAACCAAUGUAUACUGAGAUUGUUAGAGAAAGGAGGUCCAUGUUUGAUAUAGCUAAAAGCAAUUUGAGUGUAUUCACCAACGCUGUUUAUUCAUUCUUCGAUUAUAGUGUUGUUGAAAAUGAAGAGUUCGAAGAAGUUGAGCCAAAUCCAGUUCAUGUUUUAGCUAUGAAUAAAAUGGAUAUAAUCGAUCACAAAGAACAUCAAACACCUGUUGUUCAACCUGAUAUUGAAGUAAAAUCACAUGAUGGACCCAGAAUGAUAAAUCAAAGAUCAAUAACCAAAAUUCAAACGGUUGCAGAAAAGAGUGAAAAAUAA
Molecule: messenger RNA, 708 nt
Organism: Yamadazyma jaroonii
Lineage: Eukaryota; Fungi; Ascomycota; Pichiomycetes; Serinales; Debaryomycetaceae
Source: the annotation of a GenBank genome assembly